AUGCCUCUUCAAGCUAGACGACCUAAUCUCCCAUCCCUCACCCUUCCUGGUUCCAAAUCUUCGCUCUUGAUGGUCCAAGAUGUUCUUACACCUCAUACACCCCAACCUUUUACCCCAUUACCGUUUGAACAAGGUCCAAUGGUGAUGACACCUGACACGCCUUCGUUCGAUUUGAAUCCUAUGGAAAUCAUCUUAGGGGAUAAACAGUCACCUGGACACAUUAUCGAGGACAAUGAAUCGGAAUGGACUGAAGAAGAACAAGGUGUAUUACAAUCCUACCUUGCCCAUCCUCCACGAGCGUUGAGAACGGCUUAUCCACCUGGAACAUUACCACCUCCAGAUGCACUAGAUGAGAUAACGAAUCAUUUGAUCAAUAGUGAAACACGUAAAUCGCCAACAACGACAAGGAACCAGCUUGGGCUUGGGACAACCAGUUACAAUGGCUCGGAGAACCUCAAUGGUGAUGGAGUUGACACAUCAAAUGGUAAAGUCACAUUGAAAUGGAAACACUCAUGGAAUGAAACAAGACAGAAAUUGUUCAAUCUCGCAAGGCAAGAAAGUAUGGAAAGUAUAGGUGGGCAUAGAAGGAAAGAAUCAGAUUCCAUAAUACCCUCAGCUAAAGAAUUAUUUGACAUGGAACAACAACGACAACAAGAAAGAAACGAUGCAGUGAUGAAACCUCAAAGACCAAGAUUAGCUGUUUUAGGCGGACAAAAAAUGAAUAGACAACAACAUUCAAUGGAUAAUCUAUAUGGUGAUGAGAAACCUCAAACCUUCCAAGAAGCCCUAAGACUAUCCAGCAAUUUGCAGGUCAACUCGCUUGGUAAUAAUGAAGAACUUCAUUCUGGAUCCGGACUUUCAUCUCCCCUUACGUUCUCCUUCAACCUCCCUGCUACGGUUCGCAAAUCAUUCCCUUUCUCAGCUCCAUCUACUUUCCUUCCUCGUCCUGCUUCUCUCCUUCAAAGAGGAAGAUCUUUCACAUCUGAAGACUUUGCUCGAGAGCAUGCUAAGGGAGAUGAUCUGGAUGAUUUCGCUUUGGAUGAUAUUGACACUGAGUCUCGACCUGGAUCGCCUGCGCGGAUUCGACCAGAGAAUCACAGAUCAGUAUCAAGUCCUGUAUCGAUUCUAUAUUCAUCACCUCCUUCCUCGAUCUCGAGCCAUUCCGAGUUAGAACACGACCAAGAACAGGAAAACUUCAAAGGUUAUUUGGAUGUUGAUAUGGGAGAAGAAGAAGCACCUAUCACACCCGUCAACCAAACGUUCUCAGCUUUAUCGCUGGGUAUAAAUGGACCCUUAGGUAGUCAAUGUUCCACGCCCACAGUAUCAUCCACACCUUUAGCACCGCCACCAAUUGUUCAGCAACAACGUACUUCUUCGUCUUCCACGACAGCACCACAGAUAACGUUAACCGUUAUGUCACCUGAAAGAUCGAACUCUGCACCUUCUCCCAAUCCUUCUGUCUUGUCGACUUCACCUUCAGAGGCAUUCUCAAACCUUUCAUUAUCCCUAGGGAAACCACGGCCUUUCACCGACACAUCUUCGCCCAUGAAGUCGAGAUCAGUCUCAGCGGAAAUAGGUAAUUUUACCGGUGGAAUAAAACGAUCUUUCAGACAGCCACCUCAACUGAACCGAUCAUUAUCUGAUUCUGGACUGAAUCGAUCGUCAGGUAAUACUUUGUGUGGAGCAGGAUUAUCGAUGACAACUCUGCCGUUGGAGUCAGAGAGAAAUAGAGAAAACAAGAGACAAAAAUCUAUAAGUGGAAUGAAAUUCGGUCCAUCAGGUGUUAGUCUAAGUGUUGUCGUACCGAAAAGGAUAGGAAUCAACGAUGAAUUAAGAUCACCUUUUGAGAUGAAUAAAGGGUUCUAA
Messenger RNA from Kwoniella shivajii, 1866 nucleotides. RefSeq lists its product as uncharacterized. The record is from RefSeq and is a predicted model, not a curated record. The transcript has 5 exons. Lineage: Eukaryota; Fungi; Basidiomycota; Tremellomycetes; Tremellales; Cryptococcaceae. Bases 1 to 1866 code for a protein of 621 amino acids.